This is a messenger RNA of Salvia miltiorrhiza (redroot sage), 3966 nucleotides long. Its product is annotated as phytochrome C-like. Gene Ontology annotation, biological process: regulation of DNA-templated transcription; detection of visible light; red, far-red light phototransduction. Gene Ontology annotation, molecular function: photoreceptor activity; phosphorelay sensor kinase activity; protein homodimerization activity. The record is from RefSeq and is a predicted model, not a curated record. NCBI's taxonomy places the organism in Eukaryota, Viridiplantae, Streptophyta, Magnoliopsida, Lamiales, Lamiaceae. Gene Ontology annotation, cellular component: nucleus.
AGAGUAACCGCCUAGUCUUAACAAACUCACUCUGCUCUGACUGCGGAAAAAAAACUAUUUAAACAAUUAUGAUGAUUUAAAUUUAAUCGUCGUUGACAAAUUACUUAGCAUAUUCAUCUCUAUUCAAGCUCGGAAUUGGAGCCCAGUUUUGCGGAAUUUCAUUUUAUCUCUUUAUUCCUUGUCGUUUCGCCAUCAAUUUCUGCUUUCUGGAUUCCAUUUUUCAUUGUAAAGUAAAGCUUACUUGCAGUUUCGCGACCUUGCUAGGUACCUCUCUUUUUCUGUUUGGUGCAAUUAUGAUCAAAAUUGCAAUAUUUGUGCUGAAAAUCGAAGGAAGGGGGCUUUUGAAUCUACAAGGUUUUGGUUGUUGAGGCGUGGUGUGGUGUGUGGGGUUGGAUAUGCAGUAAGAUUUGGUUAUCGAUGUCGCAAUCGACGACGAAGAAGAGCAGCUGCUCAAGGGGAAGCUCAGUGAGGUCGAGGUCAGGCGCUCGUGUACUGAUUCAGACCCCAAUCGACGCGAAGCUCCAUGUGGAUUACGAGCAAUCGGAGCAGCAAUUUGAUUACUCGACUUCUGUUAAUGCGUCUAGCGAUGUUCCGUCUUCGACGGUGUCAGCUUAUCUCCAGAAGAUGCAGAGGGGAAGCCUAAUUCAGCCUUUUGGUUGCUUGAUUGCUGUCGAUGAAGAGAGCUUCAGCGUGUUGGCGUAUAGCGAGAACGCCUCAGAGAUGCUGGACUUGGUUCAUCACGCGGUUCCGAACAUGGAGCAGCAAGAGGUGUUGAGCUUCGGCGUUGAUGUGCGGACUCUUUUCCAGCCCUCGGGUGCUGCUGCACUGCACAAGGCAGCCAAUUUUGGGGAAGUGAAUGUGCUUAAUCCGAUACUGGUCCACACCAGAAGCUCUGGUAAGCCCUUCUAUGCCGUCCUACACAGGAUUGAUGUUGGAUUGGUUAUAGAUCUCGAGCCUGUGAAUGCAUCUGAUGUGCCAGUGACAGCUGCUGGGGCUUUGAAAUCUUACAAGCUUGCAGCAAAAGCCAUCUCUAAGCUGCAGUCUCUCUCCAGUGGGAAUAUAUCGCUGUUGUGUGAUGUGUUGGUUAGAGAGGUGAAGGAUUUAACUGGUUAUGACCGUGUGAUGGUUUAUAAGUUUCAUGCAGACGAGCACGGGGAGGUUAUUGCAGAGUCCUGCGGCCCGGACUUGGAACCCUAUCUCGGGUUGCACUACCCUGCCACUGAUAUACCACAGGCAUCGAGGUUCCUCUUCAUGAAGAACAAGGUUAGGAUGAUAUGUGAUUGCUUAGCACAGCCUGUUAAAGUCACUCAAGACAAGGCAUUGGCUCAACCCUUGAGUCUAGCUGGAUCCACCUUGAGGUCUCCACAUGGCUGCCAUGCCCAAUACAUGGCAAACAUGGGUUCUAUUGCGUCAUUGGCCAUGUCUGUUACGAUAAACGAGGAGGAUGAUGAUGAGACUGAUAGCAAUCAGCAGAAGAGAAGAAAGUUAUGGGGUUUGGUGGUUUGCCACCAUUCCACCCCUAGAUUUGUCCCUUUCCCCUUGAGGUAUGCAUGUGAGUUCUUGAUUCAGGUUUUCGGUGUUCAAAUCAACAAGGAGGUUGAGUUGGCCGCUCAACUGAGGGAGAGGCAUAUUCUGCGAACUCAAACUGUGCUUUGUGAUAUGCUGCUCAGAGAUGCCCCAACAGGCAUUAUAAAUCAGUCGCCUAAUGUGAUGGACCUUGUGAAGUGCGAUGGAGCUGCACUUUACUACCGCAAAAAGUGCUGGUUGCUUGGGGUCACACCUACAGAGGCACAGAUUAGAGAUAUAGCUCAAUGGCUUCUAGAAUCCCAUGGUGGCAGUACUGGAUUAAGCACAGACAGCCUCACAGAUGCAGGCUAUCCACAUGCCUCGGUUCUUGGUGAUGCUGUAUGUGGAGUCGCUGCUGUGAAAAUUACUUCCACCGAUUUCCUGUUUUGGUUCCGGUCCCAUACAGCAAAGGAGGUCAAGUGGGGUGGUGCAAAACAUGAUCCUGUGGACAAAGAUGAUGGGAGGAAAAUGCAUCCACGGUCAUCAUUUAAAGCCUUCCUGGAGGUGGUGAAGAGAAGGAGCCUACCGUGGGAAGAUGUAGAAAUGGAUGCAAUCCAUUCGUUGCAGCUUAUAUUGAGAGGAUCUCUGCAAGAUGAUGUAGCAGAUGAUUCCAAAAUGAUUGUGAAUGUUCCAGCAGUUGACACAAGUAUUCAGAGGGUGGAUGAACUGCGUGUUGUUACUAAUGAAAUGGUUCGCCUCAUUGAAACUGCGUCCAUACCUAUUUUGGCUGUAGAUGCCUCUGGUUGUAUCAAUGGCUGGAACACUAAAGUGGCCCAACUUACUGGUCUAGAUAUGAGUAAAGCUCUUGGUACACCAUUCCUUGAUCUGGUAGCCCAUGAUGCUGCUCAGAGUAUGAAUCGCAUGCUAUCCCUAGCUUUGCAAGGCAAGGAAGAGAGGAAUGUGGAGAUGAGGCUGAAAGCAUUUGAUUCUGAGGAAGACAAUGGUCCUAUAAUCUUGGUGGCUAAUGCAUGUUGUAGUCGAGAUGUGAAGGGAAAUAUAAUUGGCGUUUGCUUUGUUGGGCAAGAUGUUACUGGGAAAAUGAGGAUAUUGGACAAGUACAAUCGCGUGCAUGGUGAUUAUGUUGGUGUUGUGAGGAACCCUUGUCCACUGAUUCCUCCUAUCUUUAUGAUGGAGGAGCACGGGCGAUGUGUGGAAUGGAAUGAAGCUAUGCAAAAGAUAUCUGGUGUGAAGAGGGAACAAGCCAUUGAUCAAAUGCUUGUUGGGGAGGUCUUCACUGUCCAUUCUUUUGGCUGUCAGGUGAAAGACCAGGACACGCUAACGAAGCUCAGGAUAUUGCUGAGUGGUGUUGUUGCCGGAAAAGAAGCUGAUAAGCUCGUGUUUGGUUUUUUCGAUCAUCAACAUAAAUAUGUGGAAGCAUUGAUUUCAGCAAGCAGGAGGACGGAUUCAGAAGGCAAGAUCAGUGGAGUGCUGUGCUUUCUUCACGUCUCUAGUCCUGAGCUUCAACGUGCUAUAGAGAUGCAAAAGGCGAGUGAAGAGGCUGCAUCAGAUACUCAGACAAAGUUAGCUUACAUCCGCAGUGAAAUGAGAAAUCCAUUGAGUGGGAUAAAGCUUGUUCAGGACAUGAUGGAAUCCUCCUCCGAUUUGAGUAAAGAACAGACGCAGCUACUCAACACUAGCAGAUUAUGCCGCGCACAAUUGGCCAAAAUCAUCAGUGAUACUGAUAUUGAGAGCAUCGAAGAAAGUUACAUGGAGAUAAAAUCGGACGAGUUCAAUCUGGGGGAGGCAUUACAAGUGGUGAUGAAUCAAGUGAUGAGCCUGAGCCGGGAGCGAGAGGUGCAGAUCAUGAAGGAGGUGCCCGGUGAAAUGUCGAGUAUGUACCUGUACGGCGAUAUGUUGAGACUCCAGCAAGUGCUCUCAGACUUUCUGGGUACUGCAGUGUCCUUCACUCCUCCACUUGAAGGAUCAAGAGUUGUUUUGAGACUGAUUCCCAGAAAGGAGUGCAUAGGCAGGCAGAUGCAUGUUCUCCAUCUUGAAUUCCGGAUUAGUCAUCCAGCACCAGGAAUCCCAGAAGAGUUGAUACAAGAGAUGUUCUAUCAUAACAAGAGCUCGACGUCGUCGUCGUCAUCGUUGCCGUCGACUCGGGAAGGUCUGGGUCUGUACAUGAGCCAGAAGCUCGUCAAGAUCAUGAAUGGCAGCGUGCAGUCUAGGGACUCCGAGCAGGCCUGUUUCAUUGUUCUUUUGGAAUUUCCAAUAGUUCUUCGUAAAUGAUCCAUCAAAUUCACCAACACCAAUACCAAUAAUUAUAUAUUCUUCCUAAACCUUCACCUCUCUUCAGUUUUCUGGAUUAGGACGGAAUUUAGUCUCAUGAAUCACGAUAUAUUGUACAGUUUGACGAACUCUGGCCUCGAGAUAAUGUUACGUAGGAUUAAUUUUACCUUA